AGGUGCAAACAGAAAUACUCAACCGAGGAAAGACAUCCAAAUAAUGGAAAACACCAAAUAUAAAGCCAGAUGGCAGCUUUGUAUCCUGCUUUUGCUGCUUAAACAUGGGAUUUUAAAUUGUAAAGAGGUUGUUGAUGCUUCUGUGGAAAAGGACAUCCAGGAAAAUGAAUCAAAUUUAGAGACAGGGCAGAACAAAGAAAAGAGGGAGAUAAAUAUCGAUAGCCUUGAAGAUAGCAAUCUGGAGAAUGAGCUAGAAGAUGAGGAGGAAAAACAAGAUGAUAGUCAAGAAAGUGAUCUGGGGAAUGAGCUAGAAGAAGACAUUGCAGAAGAUGAUUACAGUCAAAAAGACUGGGAUCUUGAGAAAGAAUUGGAAGAAAUGGAUCUAGAACAUGAUUACAGUAAAGGAGAUGGUCUGGAGAGUGGAUUGGAAGAAGUGGAUUCUGAACAAAAUAAGAAUCAAGGAGACUGGGACGUAGAAAAAGAAUUGGAAGAAAGGGAUCUAGAACAUGCCAACAGUCAGAAAGAAGAAGAAGAUCUAAACAAAGAAUUGGAAGAAAAUGAUCUAAAGCAUGACAGUCAAUUAGAAGAGAACUUACAGAACGAAGUGCAAGAAAAAGACCUAGAAAAUAACAAUCAAGGAGAAGGAUAUUUGCAUAAAGAAUUGGAAGAAGAAAAUACAGAACUGCACAGCAGUAAACGAGGAGAACUAGAAAAAAGGGAUCUGAAACAUUAUGACACUCAAAGGGAAUGGAAUCAGAAGACUGAUGACAGUUUAAAAGAAGAUCUGGAGAAUGAGGGCACUCAAGAAGAAGGGGACCUGAACUAUGAUGGGAGCCAGUAUGAAGAGGACCUAACAAUGGAUGACCAUAUGGAUGAAGGGACUUUAGAAAAUGGAAAUGGUAUUGAUGACUCAAAGUUAGUCAACACACGUUGGUUUGGAUUUGGAAUAAGGAGAAGGUAA
Messenger RNA from Protopterus annectens (West African lungfish), 961 nucleotides. Its product is annotated as myb-like protein X. Bases 44 to 961 code for a protein of 305 amino acids. The record is from RefSeq and is a predicted model, not a curated record. NCBI's taxonomy places the organism in Eukaryota, Metazoa, Chordata, Ceratodontiformes, Protopteridae. The transcript has 2 exons.